GACACAAGCUGUCCGGAGAAGGAGGACGAGGAGUGUUCUGCUGUACUUUUUCUCUAGUCAAUGGACACUCUCUUUGUUGCUGUGUGUGUAGUUAUUGGCACAGCGGAAGCGGUCUUUGGCUCGGAAGAGUUUAUUUUCCGAGAAGUUACAAACAACUGGACGUUUCCUCCAACCGCCAGGACUAACUGAUACACCUCUCCGGGCUUGAACGCCGCGAGCGAGCGGAGUCGGAUUUAAUGUUGUUCUUCAUUUUUAACCGAAAAGGAAAAUGAAGACUUUUUUCGGACUUUUAAACUAUGAAGGGGUUGUUUACAAGAGGAGACAAGGGAGGGGAAGUGACACUCCGCUAACACAAUAAGAAGCACAAAGACAUAAAGGAUCAGUUGCAACCCCAAACCAUUGGGGCGCUGCUGCUUUUACUUAUUGUUUCUGGAUUCAAUUGGGAACAGAUUCCCUUGCUUCGCCCAUCUGUCUUUUCAAGGAAAUCCCUGAUGCAUUCUCUUGCCCCCUCUCAACAUGCUGGCUCUGAGGCUGGAGCAGGGCAGGCGAGGGGGUGGUGAAGUCGAUCGCCUGCAGAAAGGGGACACUGUGGCUCGGCAGGGCCGCCAGUCAGGUAGGCCCCCUUCUCACGAGCAGUGCAGCAACAUCAGGGAGAAGAUCUCCCAGUGGGAAGGUCGCAGCCAGGAUGCCGGGGCGAAGGCACAUCCUCCGACCGUAUCCCGAACUCUGUCCGGAGAUCAACUGGGCAACGGAUGUUCCAAUGAGGGGUCGAGAGGGGGGCUUUACCACUCCAAAUCUUUAACCUUGGGCUUAGAUUUCCGGGUAUCCCCAUCACCAGCUGGACAUGGUGUGGUCGGUAGGAAGUCGGAACCUGUGCAGAAAUGUCCCGCUGAGUAUUCCACCACAACCCCGGGAAUUAAACCACUUGCAGCACAAAUGUUCGCGUCUCCCAAAGUGGAGGACGACCCCGCAGGUAAACAAAUCCUCACUGCCGACGGCUACCAAAAAAGGGAUCGUAUCUUGGGCGUUGAAGUAGCUUCGAAGCAUCUACCUCUAUCGACCGACGAGCAAGAAGACAACAUGCCUGCGGGAAACUUCUACACUUCCCGGGGUUUCUGGCGUAAACUUGAGGGGGACCGACUGCUCUGGGAGAAAGGCAGGGGUGACGCUCAGCCUCCUCCCAAACCUAUGCGAACAUUCCAGUAUCGGGGAGCCAACAACAGCAACGAUGAGGGGCACACAACACGGCGGGAUGGCAGUUCCCCUCAUAGCAACCACUCCAACGCGAGGAGUAGGAGGGUGGCCCACCCACCUAGCUUCCCACCUCCUCCGUGUCCUGUAGCAAAGACUAACGGGCUUUCAAGGCAUACAAAGAACAGGAAGUCCUUUGAGUACGAGGAUGCGGCGCGUCUGACGGCGAAGCGAGGCCCGCUGAGAGGCGAGGAUGGACACUCGGGCAUUUACCACGCCUACUCCGACGACAAUAUCUACGAGGACAUUGUUUGUGAAGUGACCAGAGAUAGCCCCUACGAGGACGUCAAGUUCUCUCCCAUGUGUCUCCCCAUCAGAAGGCCUCAUGGCCCAAAGCUGCCUCCUAAGCCCCAAACGCUGCAAGGCUACGCAACCAGAGUGGAGAGGAAGAGGCUUCAAACGCCGACGCCAUCCAAAUCCUCAACACUUGCAGAGACUCCCAAACUGGCUGCACCGCGGCGCGCGAGCACGCAAAAAAUACAGAGGGCGCCUCAGUAUGUCAACAAGAUCGAGACCAUCUUUGAUGACAAGCGCGGGAGGAAGAGGGUAAAGAACCAGGGAGUCUCAGUGAGAGAGGAGACCAGUGGGACAGAGAGUGACCCCGAGGACAACAGCAAAGCAGGCUCCAGGAGGUCAGUUUACAUCCAGUCUACACUGAAACGUCGCCCAGGUUACCGCACCCUGGAGAAGGACCUGAUCCAGCUGCAGCAGCAGCAGCUCUUCCAGAUCUUUGUGGUGGUAUCGCUGAGAAAAGGCUCCCCGGGAAACACCUACUCCCCUGAAAUCACGCAGCAGUUCCCCAAACUGUUUGAGAAGUCAUCCCGGAUCUCCAAGGAGGCAGAGGAUCAGCUGAGAGUCAUUCCCAACUUCUGCUUCCCCGACUCACAGGACUGGAAGCCCUCUGCACACAUGCCGAGCGAGACCUUCUCCUUCGUCCUGACCGGAGAGGACGGCAGCCGCUGGUUCUGUUACUGCUGUAAGAUCUUGCCCGUUGGAAAAGGGAAGAGGCUUCCUGAGGUGCACUGUAUUGUCAGCAAACUGGGCUGUUUCAACCUCUUUGCAAAGAUUUUGGAGGAGGUUGAAAGGCGCAGGGAGAUCUCCCCAGCGCUGGUUUACCCUUUUAUGCGUAGCGUGAUGGAGGCCCCCUUUCCAGCCCCUGGACGCACAGUCACCAUCAAGAGCUUCCUCCCCGGCUCUGGAAGUGAGGUGCUGACUCUGUGUCGACCGGUGGACUCCCGGCUGGAGCACGUGGACUUUGACAGUCUGCUGCAGUGUCUCAGUGUCGGGAAUCUCCUGCAGGUGUUCGCCUCCCUUCUGCUCGAGAGGCGGGUCAUCUUUAUCGCUGACAAACUCAGUGUGUUGUCUCGGUGUAGCCAUGCGGUGCUGGCGCUGCUGUACCCCUUCACCUGGCAGCACACCUUCGUGCCCGUGCUACCGGCCAGCAUGCUGGACAUCAGCUGCUCCCCCACCCCGUUCCUCAUUGGGGUGCUGGCCCCUUGCCUGCCAGAGCUGCUGGAGCUGCCUAUCGAGGAGGUGCUCAUAGUGGAUCUGUGUGCGGACAAGUUUGUCAUUCAGCUGGGUGAUGAAGACUGCAUCCUGCCCAGUAAACUGCAGGCAGCACUGCAGCAGAUCCUGGAGGAGAGGGAGGAUAUCCUGAGACAGGAGGAUGGAGACCGAUGUGGAGGUCAGCAGGCUGACCUGAGCUCUCUGGUGUCGGAGGGUUUUGUGCGGUUCUUCGUGGAGCUGGUGGGCCACUAUCCCCUCCACAUGGUCGAGUCCUCCAACGGGACCAGGGAGGUCCAGCGCGACGGCUUCCGCAAAUCUCACCCCUCCCGCGGAGUCCGCCAGUUCCUGCAGCUCUUCAUGGAUACUCAGAUGUUUGCCGGCUUCAUCCAGGACAAAGAGCUGCGCAAGGGGGGAGCACGAGGUCUGUUUGAGGUCAGAGUGGCCGAGUAUCUGGAUUCUUACCCUGAGCCGGAGACAAGUGGCGUGAACAAAUUCCUUAAAGGAUUGGGAAACAAGAUGAAGCUCCUACAAAUGAAAUGAAAGCCGACCAACAACAUGCGGCUCUGAAAAGAAAGAGCAGAAACACUUGAGGAGCUGGACUUGAGGAAUCACUCGAAUGUGGGCGGGAGUCUCGUCCCUGGACGUGAAUGGGACGGCGCAGCGUUUUAGUGGGAGAGGACCAGGUUUAUUUUAGAGCCACAUAUGCACGUCUGAGAGCAGCGCACUUUUUAAACUGGAAAGGCCUCUUUUAUAAUGGUUUCAUGACAUGCGGCCCAGUCUCUUUGGAGAAAAUACAAAAAUAAAACUAAACAUUCCAGCUCCUUAACCUCAGUUAUCCGCCUGAGCAGUCAGGGUAGUAACUAUUUACUUUACUUCUUUUUGUGUAGACGGGUUGAAUCUAUGGGAGGAAACAUUUCCAGUCAAUGUGUGCGUUUUACAGUAAAUCUAACAAGUAAAUGUACAAUUUCAAUCUUGUAAGUACUUUACAACGCCUGUUUUUAUACAUGUGAAUGUAUUCCAUGACCGACGUUGCAUUCCCUUCUGCACGAACUGUACACUUUUGUUUACUGCGUUAUAGUUUGUUUGCAUUUCAGAUCAAGUAGGUUUGUUUACUCUGAUCAGAACAUUUCAAAGUGUUCGGACUACAGGUCAAACCUCGUCAAUCAAAAUGAGUAUUA
Cyclopterus lumpus (lumpfish) is the source of this 3935-nucleotide messenger RNA. RefSeq names its product DENN/MADD domain containing 2C (gene dennd2c). NCBI's taxonomy places the organism in Eukaryota, Metazoa, Chordata, Actinopteri, Perciformes, Cyclopteridae. The transcript is spliced from 19 exons. The record is from RefSeq and is a predicted model, not a curated record. The coding region runs from base 517 to 3297 and encodes 926 amino acids.